UUGUAGCACUAAUCUAUACAUAUAAAUUAAUAUCCCAUGUCUUCCUUUGAUUUACACAAAUCUAGCAGUUUUCUGAAACUAAAAAAACCCCGUAAAUCAUGGGCAAAAUCGUCUUUAUUUCUAUUCUUGUUAUGUUGCUAUUGGUUAAUGGAACUGCUGAAAACAGUUUAUCUGACACCUUUGAUAUAUUUGGUGAGCUUGAAAGUCUGGACUUAGAAGAUGAUGAAAUAGAGUUCUCGGACUUGCCAUCAUGGUCAAGUCAACAUGGGAGCAAGAUUCUCGUAAAUGUGGAUACCUUUGGUGCAGCUGGAGAUGGAGUUACCGAUGAUACAAAGGCCGUUCAAAAUGCAUGGACACAAGCUUGCUCUACAGCAAAAUCCGUGCUUUUGGUUCCUCCUGGUCGGACUUAUCUGGUUAAUGCAACAAGAUUUAAAGGACCAUGUGCUGGAAAGUUGAUUAUUCAGCUUGAUGGAACAAUUGUAGCACCAGAUGAACCCAAGGAGUGGGAUCCAAAAAAUCCUCGAAAUUGGCUUCACUUUUCUAACCUUUCGGGAGCCACUUUCCAAGGACGUGGAGUUAUCGACGGGUCGGGCAAGAAAUGGUGGGCUGCAUCUUGCAAGAAAAACAAGACAAAUCCGUGCGUAGGAGCGCCAACGGCAUUCACAAUUGAUCAAAGUUCAGCUAUAAAGGUGAAAGGUCUUACCUUCCAGAACAGCCAACAGAUGCAUUUUGUUAUCUCACGGUGUGAGUCUGUGCGCAUCUAUAGUGUUGUUGUUUCUGCUCCUGAAGACAGUCCAAACACCGACGGAAUCCAUCUUACCGGAUCAACAAAUGUUGUUAUUCAAAACAGCAAAAUUGGAACAGGUGAUGACUGUGUCUCAAUUGUGAAUGCUAGCUCAAAUAUCAAGAUGAAGAAUAUAUAUUGUGGGCCAGGUCAUGGAAUCAGCAUAGGAAGCCUUGGCAAGGAUAACUCUACAGGCAUAGUCUCAAAAAUAGUCCUGGAUACAGCUUUCCUUAAAGGCACUUCUAAUGGCCUCAGAAUUAAGACAUGGCAGGGUGGAUCCGGGUAUGUUAAAGGCGUACGCUACCAGAAUGUGAAAAUGGAUAAUGUAGCCAACCCCAUCAUAAUUGAUCAGUUCUACUGUGAUUCACCUAAAAGUUGUAAAAAUCAGACGUCGACUGUGGAGAUAAGUCAAAUAAUGUAUCAAAACGUUAGCGGAUCUUCAAAGAGUGCAGAUGCAAUGAAAUUUGCAUGCAGUGACACCAUGCCUUGCAACAACAUAGUGUUGAAUAACAUCGACUUAGAGAGGCUGGACGGUAAGACGGCUCAGACUUAUUGCAACUCGGUUACAAGCAUCAACUAUGGGUUCAUCCAACCUUCUGCUAACUAUUUGACCUCUUCCGACAAGUCUUUUAUCGAAGAAAACGAGUAA
Molecule: messenger RNA, 1433 nt
Organism: Cynara cardunculus var. scolymus (artichoke)
Lineage: Eukaryota; Viridiplantae; Streptophyta; Magnoliopsida; Asterales; Asteraceae
Product: probable polygalacturonase At1g80170
Exons: 10
Coding region: 99-1433 (444 amino acids)
Biological process (GO): carbohydrate metabolic process
Molecular function (GO): polygalacturonase activity
Source: RefSeq, a predicted model, not a curated record